Messenger RNA from Penicillium hordei, 1806 nucleotides. It is a transcript of the gene clxA, whose product is annotated as calnexin. The coding region runs from base 1 to 1677 and encodes 558 amino acids. The record is from RefSeq and is a predicted model, not a curated record. Lineage: Eukaryota; Fungi; Ascomycota; Eurotiomycetes; Eurotiales; Aspergillaceae. Gene Ontology annotation, cellular component: endoplasmic reticulum membrane; endoplasmic reticulum. The transcript is spliced from 3 exons. Gene Ontology annotation, molecular function: calcium ion binding. Gene Ontology annotation, biological process: protein folding.
AUGCGCUUUAACACUGCAUUGACAUCGGCUCUGGUCUCCUCCGCUAGCCUCAUGGGCUACGCCCAUGCGGAGGAGGAGACUGCGGAUACCACCGUCAUCGACAAGCCUGCCUUCACCCCCACUAGCCUCAAAGCCCCCUUCCUGGAGCAAUUCACAGACGACUGGGAGUCUCGGUGGAAGCCUUCCCACGCGAAGAAGGAUGACAAGUCCGAGGAGGAGUGGGCUUACGUCGGUGAAUGGGCAGUUGAGGAGCCCUCUGUCUUCAAGGGUAUUGAUGGCGAUAAGGGUCUGGUCGUGAAGAACGCUGCUGCCCACCACGCCAUCUCCGCCAAGUUCCCCAAGAAGAUUGACAACAAGGGCAAGACCUUGGUGGUUCAGUACGAGGUCAAGCCGCAGAACUCCCUGGUUUGCGGCGGUGCCUACCUUAAGCUUCUCCAGGAGAACAAGAAGCUCCACCAGGAGGAGUUCUCCAACGCCACUCCCUAUAUCAUCAUGUUCGGCCCUGACAAGUGCGGUGCCACUAACAAGGUUCACUUCAUCUUCCGCCACAAGAACCCGAAGACCGGCGAGUACGAGGAGAAGCACCUUAAGACUCCCCCCGUGGCCCGCACUAACAAGGUCACCUCCCUCUACACCCUGAUUAUCAACCCCGAUCAGACCUUCGAGAUCCUCAUCAACGGUGACUCUGCCAAGAAGGGCAGCCUCCUCGAGGACUUCAACCCUCCCGUCAACCCUGAGAAGGAGAUUGAUGACCCCAAGGACUCUAAGCCCGCCGACUGGGUCGAUGAGGUUCAGAUCGCCGACCCCGAAGCCACCAAGCCCGCCGACUGGGAUGAAGAGGCUCCCUUCGAGAUUGUCGAUGAGGAGGCCACCCAGCCCGCCGACUGGUUGGAGGACGAGGCCGAGAGCAUUCCCGACCCCGAGGCCGAGAAGCCCGAAGAUUGGGAUGACGAGGAGGAUGGAGACUGGCUCGCUCCCACUGUCCCUAACCCCAAGUGUGCCGAUGUCUCUGGCUGUGGCACUUGGACCCGUCCUUUGAUUAAGAACCCCGAGUACAAGGGCAAGUGGGAGGCUCCUCUCAUCGACAACCCUGCCUACAAGGGUGUCUGGGCCCCCCGUAAGAUCAAGAACCCCGCCUUCUUCGAGGACAAGACUCCAUCCAACCUUGAGCCCAUGGGCGCCAUUGGCUUCGAGAUCUGGACCAUGCAGAAUGACAUUCUGUUUGACAACGUCUACAUUGGUCACUCCGUUGAGGAUGCUGAGAAGCUCCGCCAGGAGACCUUCGAUGUCAAGUUCCCCAUCGAGGAGGCUGAGGAGGAGGCUACCAAGCCCAAGCCCGAGGUCAACGAGGAGGGUACCACCGUCACUUUCCAGGAGGAUCCUGUUACCUUUGUCCGCCAGAAGGUCAACCACUUCGUUGAGCUGGCCAAGGAGGACCCAAUUAACGCUGCCAAGACCCUCCCUGAGGUCGCCGGUGGCCUGGGUGCGCUCCUCUUGACCAUGAUCCUCGUCGUUGUGGGUGCCAUUAGCGCCAGCAGCCCUGCCGCCCCGGCCGAGAAGAAGGGCAAGCAGCCCGCCGGUGCUCCCAAGGAGAAGAAGGAGGAGGCUGUCACCUCCUCCGCUGAGACCAGCAAGGGCGGUGCCACCAAGCGCACCACCCGAUCCUCCGCCGAGUAAACGCGAUAAUUGGAAACCAAUUAUACGCAGAAAAGAAUUUUACCCAUAAACCCAAUCAGCGACCAGAUUUUGCAUUUUAGUUUCCGCCGUGAUCCCCUUCUUGUUGUGUCUUGGCCGAUGUAGUAGUCA